This is a messenger RNA of Silurus meridionalis, 2279 nucleotides long. RefSeq lists its product as uncharacterized. Gene Ontology annotation, molecular function: nucleic acid binding. The coding region runs from base 66 to 2279 and encodes 737 amino acids. Lineage: Eukaryota; Metazoa; Chordata; Actinopteri; Siluriformes; Siluridae. The transcript has 2 exons. The record is from RefSeq and is a predicted model, not a curated record. Gene Ontology annotation, biological process: DNA integration.
UUGAACUGAAUGGACAAACAAAAAAACUGCCAUUGUAUGUGGUCGUGGGUGAUUACCCCUCGUUGAUGGGACGUUCCUGGCUGGAGCAACUCAAAGUGGACUGGCCGACCAUACAUAUGAUGACACCUAAAACCCUGGACCUUGAAGGUGUUCUUGAAAAACACAGUGAAGUUUUCAAACAGGAAUUAGGCAGCAUGGAAGGCAUCACAGUAAAAUUGACUGUGGAGCAGGGAAGCCAGCCAAAGUUCUUAAAGUCCCGGCCCCUGCCAUAUGCACUCAAACCUAAAGUAGAGGCGAGCUUGGAUGAACUUGUGAAGAAUGGUGUGCUGGAACCAGUCAAUGUGGGUAAGUGGGCAACACCUUUUGUUCCAGUUAUAAAGAAGGAUGGAGGUAUAAGGAUCUGUGGGGACAUUAAAGUUACUGUAAAUCCAGUGUUGUCAGCAGAACAAUACCCCUUGCCUCACAUUAAUGACCUUUUUGCUGGGUUGACUGGAGGACAAAGAUUCAGCAAAAUCAACCUCAACCAGGCAUACCUACAGAUGCAUGUUGAAGAACAGUCUAGAGAACUUCUCACCAUCAACACACACAAAGGCCUAUUUCGGUACAAACGUUUACGGUUUGGAAUUACUUCGGCUCCAUCCGUUUUUCAGCAAACGAUGGAUCAGAUUCUUGCCGGGUUUCCAGGAGUUGUAUGUUAUUUAGAUGACAUUCUGGUGACUGGCACAGAUGAACAGUCGCAUUUACAACACCUGGAUGCUACCCUUGAGAGACUGAAAGAGUAUGGAUUAAGAGUGCGCAAGGAUAAAUGUGAAUUUUUCCAGUUUGCAGUCGAGUACUUAGGGCACGUCAUUGAUACAUCUGGACUGCAUACGUCCCCAUCCAAGGUUAAGGCUAUUGUUGAUGCUCCAGUACCCAAAAAUGUCAGCCAGUUGCGGUCUUUCCUCGGCUUACUGAACUAUUAUGGGCGUUUCAUUCCAAACAUUGCCACACUGUUGAAACCUCUGCACAAAUUGUUAUGCCAUGAGAAUAAUUGGAAGUGGACCUCUGAAUGCCAGGAGUCAUUCAGAAAAGCAAAGGAGACACUUUUGGGGUCAAACGCACUCACUCAUUUUGACCCUGCUCUUCCUAUCCAGCUGGCCUGCGAUGCUUCUCCAUAUGGUGUGGGAGCUGUCUUGUCCCACAUCAUGCCCAAUAGUCGAGAUAGGCCAAUCGCGUUUGCUUCCAGGAGUCUGAACAAAGCAGAAACAAACUAUGCUCAGAUUGAGCGAGAAGCAUUGAUCAUUGUGUUUGGAGUGCGUAAGUUUUAUCAGUAUAUUUUUGGAAGGAAGUUCACGCUGCUGACCGAUCAUCGCCCACUCACUGCAAUAUUUGGUCCACACCAUGGCAUUCCCGCUCUUGCUGCCAGUAGGAUGCAAAGGUGGGCUUUGUUGCUAUCUGCUCACACCUAUGACAUCAAAUACCGAAAGUCAGAAUUGCACGGGAAUGCGGACGGUCUGUCCAGGUUGCCUCUCGCUGACGGGGUAAAGGAAGCAAAGGUGGCUGAAAUUUUUUAUUUCAGCCAGGUGGAGCGGGCUCCUAUAACAGCCGCACAAUCCGGCCGCUUGUUGUGGGGAAGGAGAGUGGUUAUUCCCCCGGCUUUACGCAAGCCAGUGUUAAAACAGCUGCAUGUAGGACACUGUGAAAUGGUCCGCAUGAAGGAGAUUGCCAGGAGCUACUUCUGGUGGCCAGGAGUAGAUGGCCAAAUUGAGGAAAAAUCUAGGACGUGUACUUCAUGCCAGUGCAUACGUAACGCACCACAACUUGCACCUCUGCACCCGUGGGAAUAUCCUGAAAAACCAUGGCAUCGCAUUCAUAUUGAUUUUGCUGGCCCAGUCGAGGACAAAAUGCUGUUGGUGGUCAUGGAUGCACACAGUAAGUGGCCUGAGGUGGCCAUUAUGAAAUCUACUUCAGCUGAAAAGACAAUUAAGAAACUGGGAGAAAUGUUCAGUAGGUUUGGAUCACCAGUGCACCAAUUUACAUCUCAUGAGAUGGCCACAUUUCUACAAGCAAAUGGUGUGCAACAUAUAACGUCAUCACCUUACCAUCCUGCAACUAAUGGAUUAGCCGAAAGGUUUGUCCAAACCAUGAAACAUGCUUUGAAAGCUUCGCUCGGGCAAGGCACAUUUCAUCAACGUCUGCACAGCUUUUUGCUCUUCUAUCGUAGUACUCCGCAUGCGACCACCAUUGAUCGCCAGCGUUUUUGUUGUUCAGCAGAGAGCUCAGGACAAGCUUUGAGCUGA